Molecule: messenger RNA, 972 nt
Organism: Metarhizium brunneum ARSEF 3297
Lineage: Eukaryota; Fungi; Ascomycota; Sordariomycetes; Hypocreales; Clavicipitaceae
Gene: TRNSP
Product: Transmembrane protein
Source: RefSeq, a predicted model, not a curated record
AUGACUCUGCCUCACAGGACGUGGAACUUCGACAUUGAUCGAUUCCUUAAUCCGUUCGUGCCGUCGCCGCCAUGGCGUUUCCUGCCUUACCCCGUGGCAAGAUGGUUCGGAUACCGUAAGGCGAAGCCGAAGGAUGCCGGUAACCUGAUGCCCGUUUUCUGGGCCUUCAUUGGCGUAUUUGCGGCUAUUCUCACGAUACAAGCCGUGUCGAAGCGAGUGCCGUCAUUCCAGGCGCGAGGAGCCCCCAUCAUUGUGGGCAGUUUUGGCGCGGCUGCGGUUCUGGAGUUUUACGCCAUCGAAUCGCCCCUUGCCCAACCUCGAAACGCCAUCAUAGGUCAACUCAUCUCGGCAUUCGUUGGAGUUGCCAUCGGUAAGCUUUUUCAGCUGAGUGAUAGCUUCAAGGACAUCCAAUGGGUUGGAGGAGCUCUUGCUUGCGCCUGCGCAACUUCUCUGAUGGCUUUGACCAAGACUGUGCACCCACCUGCGGGCGCCACGGCGCUGCUUGCCGUUGUUGACGAUACCUUGAUUCACAUCGGAUGGUUCAUGCUCCCGGUUAUGCUGCUGGGAUGUGCGCUUAUGCUUGGUGUGGCGCUGCUGGUCAAUAACCUGGAAAGACGUUUCCCGAUGUACUGGUGGACACCCGAAGACCUUAGUAAAGGAAGAAAAUCCAUAUUACGUAGACGACACUCAGCCGAAUUAAAGAAAGACGACAUGGACGAAGAAAAAACAGUAGACAGCCCUACAGCGCCGGCACCGGCAGUCACUUCCAAAAAGUCGACUAUUGAUGGUAGCGAGAAUGACGCCGAGUCUAGCGACAGAGAUCAGACCGGAGGCAUGUGUGUGAAGUUCACUCACGCUCAUCAACAUGCCGGGGAAGUUGUCAUCAGAAAGGGAGAAGUGGUUAUUCCGGAGCACAUGUUUCUUACUCAGGAAGAACAGCAGUUUCUAGAGACUCUCACAUAUCGACUGUAA